GGGGGCGGUGGAAAACGGAAGGGGAAGAGUAAGAAGUGGAAGGAAAUUCUGAGGUUUCCACACAUCAGCCAGUGUGAGGAACUCCGGAGAAGUAUAGAAAAAGAUUAUUAUAACCUGUGUGAGAAGCAGCCAAUUGGGAGGUUCCUCUUCCGCCAGUUCUGUCAGACGCAGCUAGAGCUCCAGUGUCUCAUUGACUUCCUAGAUACUGUGGCAGAGUAUGAAGUUACACCGGAUGAAAAACUAGGAGAAAAGGGAAGGGAGAUUAUUCUGAAGUUCCUCACCCCGGAGUCUCCAGUUUAUGUAUCUGAAGUUGGACAAGAUAUUGUACAUCAGAUGGAAGAGAAACUGGAAAUCAGCCCAUACAAAGAGCUUUUCUCUAACUGUGCCAAGUCUGUCUACGAUUUUCUAAGCGGAGAGCCCUUCCAGUGUUAUCUGUCCAGCAUGUACUUUGACCGAUUCCUGCAGUGGAAAUGGCUGGAGAGGCAGCCAGUGACAAAGAAUACAUUUCGUCAGUACCGGGUUCUUGGAAAAGGUGGUUUUGGAGAGGUGUGUGCGUGUCAAGUACGUGCCACAGGGAAAAUGUAUGCCUGUAAGCGCUUAGAGAAGAAGAGAAUUAAGAAGAGGAAGGGCGAGUCAAUGGCACUGAAUGAGAAGCAGAUCCUGGAAAAAGUGACCAGCAGAUUUGUGGUGAACCUGGCAUAUGCAUAUGAGACGAAGGAUGCCCUUUGUCUUGUGCUGACGUUGAUGAAUGGAGGAGACCUGAAAUUCCACAUCUAUAACAUGGGAAACCCAGGUUUCCAGGAACAGAGAGCCUCUUUCUACGCAGCUGAGAUAUUGUGUGGUCUUGGCGAUCUCCAUCAAGAAAGUAUUGUGUACCGAGACCUAAAGCCGGAAAACAUCUUGUUAGAUGAUCAUGGUCACAUCCGGAUAUCAGAUUUGGGUCUAGCUGUGAAAAUUCCAGAGGGAGACACAAUCCGUGGCCGUGUGGGGACAGUCGGUUACAUGGAGCCGGAGGUGCUCAAUAACCAACGAUAUUCCUUCAGUCCUGAUUUCUGGGGCCUGGGCUGCUUGAUCUAUGAGAUGAUAGCUGGACAAAGUCCGUUCAGGGGCAGGAAGGAGAAGGUGAAGCGGGAAGAGGUGGACAGGAGGGUCCUGGAGACAGAGGAGGUUUAUAGCCAGAAGUUCUCUGAGGAAGCAAUGUCACUGUGUAAAAUGCUUCUAACCAAAGAUGUGAGGCAUCGGCUUGGGUGUCACAAUGAGAGGGUAACAGAGGUCAAGAGACAUCCUUUCUUCAAAGUCAUAAAUUUUAAGAGGUUAGAAGCAGGAAUGAUGGAUCCUCCAUUUGUCCCAGAUCCUCGAGCUGUCUACUGCAAAGAUGUCCUGGACAUAGAACAGUUUUCCACUGUGAAGGGAGUGAACUUAGACCAAACAGACGACGACUUCUACAGCAAGUUCUCUACAGGUUCAGUGUCCAUCCCCUGGCAAAACGAGAUGAUAGAGACUGAAUGCUUCAAAGAACUGAAUGUUUUCGGGCCUAACGGUACCCUGUCCCCUGAUCUCAAUCGGAGUCACCCACCAGAGCCACCUAAGAAGAGUCUGCUGCAUCGCAUCUUUAAACGUCAGCACCAAAACAACUCCAACAGUUUGCCUGGCCCCAAGUCCUCCAUAAACCAUCACGUGAACACCAACCAUAUCAGUUCCAACUCAACGGGAAGCAGUUAG
Messenger RNA from Staurois parvus, 1722 nucleotides. NCBI's taxonomy places the organism in Eukaryota, Metazoa, Chordata, Amphibia, Anura, Ranidae. The record is from the annotation of a GenBank genome assembly.